AGUUUGUUGUCAUGACGACGCCUAACUAACACGCCUGCUGGAGUAUCAACGCGUUUAAAACGCUGUUAUGCUUUGAUUUGACGCGAAAGUGCCGCUUGUACAAAUCAGAAGAUUGUACAAAUGUGCGCGAGUUGACUUUGUUUUGGUAUUUGAGCUCCUUGCGGUCGGAAUAUGUCGGAAGUGCACAAAGACAAAGCUGUCAAAAGAGACAAGAAGACCAGCAAGGUGCCUUCGGAGGGAAGUCACGGGGUCAAACACACGGCCGGCAAGACCAAGGACUCUUUAAGCAACGUGUCCUGCAUCGAUGAACAUCACGAUGAGCGGAUGGUGGUCACGCUUGAGAACACCUACCAGCUAGGCCCUCGCAAACGCUUCCCUGCCCCUGCUGUUGUGGAAAUCCUCAAGGAUGUGCUCGCAAGCUACCUCCAAGAGGAGAAAUACGAAGUGGAAUGGGCACGGCAAAUGGCCAAAACCGUAUGCGAGGUGAUACGAGCCCGUGUCAAGGAGCUCAUGAUCCGCAGGUACAAGGUGGUGGUCUCGGUUCACGUCGGGCAGCUGGCCGGGCAGAGCAUGCAGAUCAGCAGCCGCUGUCUGUGGGACCCGUCCAACGACACCUUUGCGUCGUGGUCUUUGAAGAACACGUCUCUGUAUGGAGUGGCCAGCGUCUAUGCCGUUUACUUUGAAAAUCUGUGACGGUCGCACGACAAACCGAUGAAUCCCCGGGUCAACUAGCGGAGCGCGCAGAGGUCAGUCCUCCGACGGCCGAUCUGACAG
Molecule: messenger RNA, 774 nt
Organism: Phycodurus eques (leafy seadragon)
Lineage: Eukaryota; Metazoa; Chordata; Actinopteri; Syngnathiformes; Syngnathidae
Gene: dynlt5
Product: dynein light chain Tctex-type family member 5
Exons: 5
Coding region: 172-693 (173 amino acids)
Biological process (GO): microtubule-based movement
Cellular component (GO): cytoplasm; cytoplasmic dynein complex
Molecular function (GO): dynein intermediate chain binding
Source: RefSeq, a predicted model, not a curated record